AUGUGUUUCGGAUUCCGAGGCGCGGGCACAACUGCCGGGUCCAGAAAAAAGCUGCCCGAGGUUUCAUGGCAUUGCGGCCUUGGUUGCCAUGGUCUGGAGGUCGAAGGCAUCCCUCUCGACCGAUAUCUGGACCAUUUCACUGGGCUGGGAAAGCAAGAGCAGCAUGAGGUGAUUAGUCGUGUCAUGCAAGAAGCAGAGAAAAGUACAUCUUCCGGAGCCAAGGCCGGAGUGUGCAACCGGAAGGUGGCACGUAUCGGCGUGCUGUCUUGGAACGUUGGUGGCAUCAGCGACCACCGAAAGGACCAAGGAGCUGGCCUGGAAGAGGAAGCGCAGGCAGCUGUUGCAGAUGUUUUGCAGGCUGCGGUGGCCAAGCUCGGUGCAGCAGACGUGAUAGUUGUUGGGCUGCAGGCCAGUGCGAGAUCCACUUCUGUGUCAGCUACAUCGUGCCGUGUGUGUGCGGGGCUCGGAAGCUGGCAUCGCUCUUCGGGAUUCUUGAUACACCGUCCUGCCGUACCUCCUGUCAGUCCUGCCGGCAUCCCCAAUCAAGUUUGGAAUUGGCGAGGAUGCCAGGUGCGAUACCAGGCUCUGGGCGAAAACAACACCGGCCCAAGUUGUCUCUUGCUCCACGGCUUGCUGGUCAACGCGGAUCAUUGGCGUCGCAAUCUCCCUGACUUGGCCAAGGCAGGGCUUCGUGUUUAUGCGCUGGACUUCCUGGGCAGCGGCUACACUGAAGCUGCUGCCCUAAACGGGGAGCGUCGAAGAAACUUGAGCGUCGUGGACGCCGAGCUUCUUCGAGGUGGAGGGCGCCGAGAAGUGGUUUCGGCAGCUUGGCUGAGCAGGUACAACAUCUACACUUGGAGCGAGCAAGUCUGCGACUUCCUUGAGGAGGUUGUGAAAGAUGAUGCCUUCCUGAUUGGAAACUCUCUUGGCUCGCUGAUCGGAUUGCAAGCAGCUAUUGAUCGGCCAGAUCUUGCGUGCGGGGUCUUGCUGGUGAAUCCUCGAUUUCGACAGGAGCACGUUGCGGAGGCUCCUGCCGUCAUCAGGCCGUUCAUUGAGCUCGUGCAGAGCCUGCUGCGGGAAACGUUUGUGGGCCGAUCCCUCUUCAACCUGUUAGCCAACAAGAACGCUGUGAAAGAAAUUCUCAAAGAGCCGUACUACGACUCGUCCCAGGUGACUGACGAGCUGGUUGAUGUUUUGCUCGAGCCCCUCUUGCUGCAGGGUGCGCCGGAAUCGGUUUUCGAUGCUUGGACUGCCCAAGCAUAUGAUGCGCCGUGGUGUCUUGGAAGUGGAUUUCGCCAGGAUUCUCGUUUGGCUGCUCCGGUUUGGGCAUGCUGGGGAGACAAAGAUCCCUGGACUCCGCUGCAGCGGGCCUCGGCCCUGGGCGAACUUUCUUCGGUGAAGCGGUUGAUCGAGACGCCAGGAGUGCCACCAGUCCAGCUGCCCUUGCAGGUGGUGAAUGCAUUGAUUCUGGAGUUCACCCGCAACUUCUCGAAAGAGAUCAUCAGCUUGACGCCCUCGAAUGCCAUGAAGGGCACGAGCAGCUUCAAGGAAUCUCGCAAGAACCAGACCUUCUAUGGCUGGCCGGAGACUGUGGCACAAUGGGUGGAGCUGCUCCUAGGCGCCCUGAACUCACGGCCUAUGCCAGCCGGAAAAAGUUUCUGCUCCUCUGACCACAGGGCCUACGUGCUGUAUGGCCAGCCUGUGUACCUGUUCGGCCUUCUGCUUUGUGUGUUUUGUCCAGCACACCUGCUGAAGCACAUUCGUGACUUUGGCAUGGCAGAGAAGCCGAUGGACCCCAGGAUCAAAUCAGGCUCCAAAGGCGCUGUCGCGUGCCGCUUUGUUCUCUGGGACCGGAGCUUCUGCUUCCUGAACUGCCACUUGGCGGCGACCACCUCAAACUCCACCAGAUAUGGCAUGCGUGAUCUGAAACAGCGCCUCCAGCAACUGGAGCAGUGCUGGACAGAGAUCAAGUUCAAGUCACUUGUGAACCAGAUGGUUUAUCCUGUUCCUGCUCACCGGGCGAUUUUCCUGAUGGGGGACACCAACAUGAGGCUAGUCAACAGGGAGAGCAAGAAGGACUUCCACGCUUAUGCCUUGCAAGCCCUCAGCAGCAAGCCGGAUGGCUACAAGGAGCUGUGGAAGUUGGAUCAACUGAGCCAGGAGAUGGCGGACUCUCCCCAGCCGUCGCUCUUCCCGCAGCAGAAGAGUCUCGGAUGUCUCAGUGUGCCCCACGAGCGCCUGCUGUCCCAGUGGCGUGAGCCCUUCGCCGAUGCCCAUACGGGCCCGCCGUUCCCUCCAACUUUCAAGCUCGCCGUGCCAGGCCCUGGAUUCAGCAAGAAGCGGGUGCCGGCCUGGACAGAUCGAGUCUUGUUCAGUGGAGAGCAUGCAGAGCCUUUGAAGUAUGGCUCUGUGGAGCAAAUCCAGGUGCUCAACCCACCACACAAUGUCUCGGAUCAUGACCCAGUGUAUGCGUUCUUCGAGGUGGAGUGCAUGGCCAUUCAUCCGAGGCGGCUCGGCACGCUGGCGCGGGAGGUAAGAAGCGCGACAAAGGAGCCGAGGGAGGAACCGCUCGCGCGAAGUCCGACCACGCAGUUGCAAGCGUUGCAGCAGGAUCAAACCUUUGGCGGUGGCAUGCUGGCUACGAAUCAGCCCGAUAUCGACGAGAUUUCGAGGUCAGCGCAGCGGCGGCUCAGAGUCUCAGCUUCUGCCUACCUGCGGCCGACGGCUCAAGCUUGCCUUUGCCAUGCUGCCCCUGUGCCCACAAACUUGAUGGCCCUUCUUGGCCUCGGGCCUCUGCUGGCUUUCUGCGUUGCCUCGUCCCCGAUUCUGGCCGUUGCUGCCGAUGAGUGUGCGCGGAAAGACGAAAGCUGCAGGGAAAGCGUAGACCAUGAGGCCAGUUUUGUACAGGUCAGGAGAGAGCACUUCAGGAACGGCUCUUGUGCCGGUGACAUCUUUACCACCGUCGCCAAGAACAUUGGCGGCGGGACCCUGUCCGAACAUGAGAUAGCCACGACACUCGCUCAUGGCUGCGAUCCCACACAAUCCAGCUACUCAAAGCAUUGCCCAGAAGUGAAGGAAUUGCAUACGAAGGCCUAUGUCCAUACACUUCAGAGACUUAAUCGCCUCCUCCUCAAGUUUGGGUCGGUGGCAGCGUCGUUCGACGACUUCAGCAUGGUGUCGCUCUACAACUGCAUCUGGCACAACCGUCACAACCCUGGCGACAACUUCGGAGACGAACCAUUCGACACAUGCACUGAGGACCAGCUGUGUACGAUGAUAACGACUGCAGAGGAGUAUGAGCACCAAAUGCCCGAAGUUUCUCUCGAAGCAUUGCGGAAGAGCCGCGUGCAUCGCGAGUUUCGAGGAUCGCAUGCUGGAUGGCCCGGAACAGGGAAGGACUUCCCGAUGGUCCGGGUCUCUCUGCUGCACAAAUCAGAUGGGACGGCAGCAGCCCCUGAAACCAUUCUGGGGCAGGGUGGCUUGCGGCUCUCUUCGGUGAGUGGAGGAUGGGCGAAACGGUCCACUCUUCACCUCGAGCCAAAGUAUUCAGAGGGCUUCCAGAUCGCUUGGGGAAAGAUACGUGAUGGCAUGCUUCCAAACGAGGCCGACCUGAACGUGUUUUCCAGAGUGCUCGGAGGGCCUCCGCUCCACCUGGAAAGCGGCUUGGUCCCGGCGGCGCCCGGGAGCUUCGUCCGGAACUUCUCGGAUACCCCGGUGGCCGCGAAGAUGCCCCCGGCUGCGGGAAGUCCCAUCACCCUUCUGGUGAUCGGCGACCCUUGCAAUGGAAACAUGUUUGGUGGUGGCCAGUGCGUCUUUCGUGACUACUAUGGAGUGAACAAGACGCUCCCAACUCUUUUGAAUGCUGCCUUGCCCAGCACCGACGUCUGGUACUUGACAGGUGACAACUUCUACGACCGCUACGGCGUGUUCUCCGUGAGCAUCUUUGCUCAGCUUGAACCCGCUGCACAGGGCGUGCCGUUGCUGUCUACGCCUGGGAAUCACGACUACUGGUUUGAGGGGGUUCCAGAGUUCGCCCUGGACGACUCCUUCCUGGGCUACGACCAGUUCGGAUUCGGUGGGGCGCAGUUCUACGCCAUGGACACGGCCGCCUCCUGGGCACCCCAGGCACCCUUGGAGGACCUGAUCUCACCCAAAGGCCGCCCGGCCUCGCAAUUCUCGCAGGCGCCGGCCUUUUUGGAUCUCUCCGGGAAGCCCAGGAAGGAUGCCAAGGCAGUGAACUUCCAACACUACAGCAUCGCCGGCAACGUCGGCUUUAUCGUCAUCACCUGCGUCGGGGGAGAUCCCCGGCCCUUUGUCCAGGAGGCAUGCACCUUCAUGAAGCAGAGGAACCCUGACCUGGUUUUGCUCCUUGGCCAUUGGAACAAGCCAGGCAGUGGCUGCACCACUGGCUGGGAUGUGCCGCAUGUCACAGCCUGGGCACUUGAUCACUCAGACUGUGCUGCUUUUCGGGGUGAGUCAGGUGAGGCACCCUACGGCCCAGGAGGAAAAGCAGCAACACGCAUGAAGUUCGUCGUCGGUCAUCAACACUGCAACUGCAUGACCAACUUUGAGCAAACCCUGAAGGACCGCUGCUUGGAUGACCAUACCGAUCCCUCUAGAGUUGACGGCUUCAUAAUUGGCUCACAUGGGAUGAGCUGGGAUCCACAGCAUUAUCCAAAGUGCAGCUCGCGUUUCGGCUUGCCCGUGCUUCGCACAGAUGGAGGCAGACUGACCUUCGCGUAUGCAAAGCUGUCACUGGAUACAUGGCUGACACACUGCAAGCCCUGGGAAAUAUUCUGCAAAGACAGGCCAGGUGAAGUGUCACGAACAGAUAUGUGGAAAUCUUGGUUCACAUUUACGCCGUCGCACUGGUCACCGAGGGUCGCAGGCCCCUACGGAAAGGGCAUCAUCCGAGAAAAGAUGGAUGGCCUGGUGGCGUGCCUGAGAGAGAAGGGUACGAGCGAAUGCUCAAAGGAUGCUUACCUCUUUGACCAGUGGUACUCCAAGGAAUUGCAGUAG
Symbiodinium sp. CCMP2456 is the source of this 5019-nucleotide messenger RNA. The record is from the annotation of a GenBank genome assembly. NCBI's taxonomy places the organism in Eukaryota, Dinophyceae, Suessiales, Symbiodiniaceae.